AUGGAAGACCCCCUGUAUGUCGCAUUGAUGAAGGAGCAGCAAAAGCAGGGGAAGCCGUCCCCAUCCAUCAAGCGUAUUGCUAAGGCAAAACGCGACUCUGCAAGCGCCAGCACUAGCAGCGGUCCCCGGCAUGACUACAACGAAACUGAGGGCGACACGGACGUCAGCGACGACAAGCUUGAGGAGAUCGUGUCGGAAUCGGACAGUGAUGCCGAUUCCGACAACUACACGGACGGCAGUGACGACGAAGUGGAAGAUUCGGACGGUGGCGAAGAAGGAAGCGGUGACGACCGUAGCACACGCCGGUCGAAGAAGGAGAAGCGCCCGCCGGCAUCGCGCAACAAGCGACAGUGGUCGGACGCUGAGCUGACAUCACUCGCGGCCGCCCGUUGGAACACGAAGGACGACCUGAAAGCGAUGCUAGGGAAGCAAGGGAGCCAGUACUGGAAGAAGCUGCGAGCUCACAUGGUUGAGAGGGAUGCCACGUGGGACCGCGAUGAGGGGCAGAUGUCGAAUGCGUGGAAACGCCUCGAGAAAAAGUACCUGAAAACGAAACGGGGGGGGACGCAGAGUGGGGGGAAAGCAAUCAAGAAGAAUCCGUGGUGGGAAUACGUGUAUCAUCUGAAGAAACACUCGGCGAAAGCCAAGGCCCACGCACUGGACGGAAGAGGCGCCGCUAACGUUGACGUCCCUGCGUACGCUACCGUGCCCGGCACCAACGACGGGGAGACCUCGGCUCCUCCCUCGCAGGGACGUCAGUGUGCUACAAGACUCAACGCAUCUACUUGUCCCCCCAUGAACAUGGCGGCGAUUCAGGCUGGCUUACAACUGCAGAUGGCCAGUCCGCCCGUACCACCUGCGGCGCCCUCAACUACGCCUCCACCAGCACCGCCUGCAGACGCAUGCGACGCCAACAUGGCGGAGUCGGAGGAUGUGGCGGAGCAGCACGAGCCUUAG
Molecule: messenger RNA, 957 nt
Organism: Closterium sp. Naga37s-1
Lineage: Eukaryota; Viridiplantae; Streptophyta; Zygnematophyceae; Desmidiales; Closteriaceae
Source: the annotation of a GenBank genome assembly